Thamnophis elegans (Western terrestrial garter snake) is the source of this 896-nucleotide messenger RNA. It is a transcript of the gene PDZD11, whose product is annotated as PDZ domain containing 11. NCBI's taxonomy places the organism in Eukaryota, Metazoa, Chordata, Lepidosauria, Squamata, Natricidae. Gene Ontology annotation, biological process: protein localization to basolateral plasma membrane; neurotransmitter secretion; maintenance of epithelial cell apical/basal polarity. The transcript is spliced from 7 exons. Gene Ontology annotation, cellular component: basolateral plasma membrane; synapse; cell-cell junction. Gene Ontology annotation, molecular function: protein binding. The coding region runs from base 210 to 644 and encodes 144 amino acids. The record is from RefSeq and is a predicted model, not a curated record.
UCAGACCAGCCGCUGAGGCCGGCGGGGAAGGCGGUCGAUUCCCUGAGCUGAGGGGAGGCCGCAGGAGGGCGAGGCCGGUUCGCGGCGGUCCCCUCCCUGGAAGCCAGGCCGCGGAAGGAGUGCGACGAGGGCGGCCUGCGGAACUCCCAGAGACUGGAGGCUGAGCCAGGAAUCGUUGGUGAGCUUUCUUGUUUCUGGACCGAGCCAACAUGGAUAUGGGAGGCGGUAGCCGGAUCCCCUACGAUGAUUACCCAGUGGUCUUCCUUCCUCCAUAUGAGAAUCCUCCGACCUGGAUCCCCCCUCAUGAGAGGAUUUACCAUUCGGAUUACAACAACGAGUUAACCCAGUUCCUGCCUCGGACCAUCAUCCUGAAAAAGCCUUCGGGGGCUCAGCUGGGCUUCAACAUCCGAGGAGGAAAAGCUUCUCAGUUGGGCAUUUUCAUCUCAAAGGUUAUCCCGGAUUCUGACGCUCAUCGAGCCGGGUUGCAGGAAGGCGACCAGGUCCUGGCUGUGAACGACGUGGACUUCCAAGAUAUUGAGCACAGCAAGGCUGUAGAGAUCUUGAAAACCGCGCGGGAAAUCAUUAUGAGAGUCCGUUUCUUUCCUUACAAUUACCACAGGCAGAAGGAGAGGACGGUUCACUAAACGUCCCUUCCCGACGAUCCUCUCGCUGACCUCCAGCCGAUUCCGAUUUUUGUAAUUUCUUUUUCUGUAAUUCUGUGCUUUAUGGCGAAGCACUCUCUUUUAUUCUACGUUUUUUUUUAAGAUCCCGCUGAAGACCCCCAAAAGUGUCUUUGGUGGGGCAGGGAGGAGAGAAGUCUUCCUUUCUGAUCGGAUGCAUUGUGGAAGUUCUACCAAGACAAGAAGGGCUGUAUUUUCCUUUGGCUUCAUCCUGCG